ACUUUGCUUUUGUUCUGUUCUCUUUCAUUCUCCCAAAAUUCUUCUUCUUUGCUUAACAUUCCUUUUAGUCUAAUCAAUCAUUAUUCACAUAUAUACAUAAUAUAUAUAAAUAAUAUACAGCUAGAGAACAGAGAAAAUAAGACAAAAAAUGGAAGAAGAAAAAAGAUCAAAGUUUAAGAGGAUUUGUGUUUUUUGUGGAAGUAGUUCUGGAAAGAAACCUACUUAUCAAGAAGCUGCUACUGAAUUAGGAAAACAACUGGUGGAAAAAGGGAUUGAUUUGGUGUAUGGAGGAGGAAGUGUGGGUCUAAUGGGACUUGUUUCUCAGGCUGUUCAUGAUGGUGGGCGCCAUGUUCUUGGAGUAAUUCCUAGGACUCUCAUGCCUAGAGAGAUAACGGGCGAAACAAUUGGAGAAGUGAGAGCAGUGUCUGGAAUGCAUCAAAGAAAGGCUGAAAUGGCAAGACAAGCUGAUGCCUUUAUUGCCCUUCCUGGUGGUUAUGGUACCCUUGAAGAACUUCUUGAAGUCAUUACAUGGGCUCAACUUGGAAUCCACCGUAAACCUGUGGGGCUAUUGAAUGUGGAGGGAUACUAUAAUUCUUUGUUGAGUUUUCUUGAUAAGGCAGUGGAUGAAGGCUUUAUUUCACCAAUUGCUCGUAAAAUUAUUGUGUCUGCUCAAACUGCCCAACAAUUAGUCAAACAACUUGAGGUAAUUUAA
Solanum stenotomum is the source of this 712-nucleotide messenger RNA. Its product is annotated as cytokinin riboside 5'-monophosphate phosphoribohydrolase LOG7. The transcript is spliced from 6 exons. Gene Ontology annotation, molecular function: hydrolase activity, hydrolyzing N-glycosyl compounds. The coding region runs from base 149 to 712 and encodes 187 amino acids. Gene Ontology annotation, biological process: cytokinin biosynthetic process. Lineage: Eukaryota; Viridiplantae; Streptophyta; Magnoliopsida; Solanales; Solanaceae. The record is from RefSeq and is a predicted model, not a curated record. Gene Ontology annotation, cellular component: cytosol; nucleus.